Cordyceps militaris CM01 is the source of this 1743-nucleotide messenger RNA. Its product is annotated as glyoxylate reductase. The transcript has 6 exons. Gene Ontology annotation, molecular function: hydroxypyruvate reductase [NAD(P)H] activity; glyoxylate reductase (NADPH) activity; NAD binding. Lineage: Eukaryota; Fungi; Ascomycota; Sordariomycetes; Hypocreales; Cordycipitaceae. The coding region runs from base 1 to 1743 and encodes 580 amino acids. Gene Ontology annotation, cellular component: cytosol. The record is from RefSeq and is a predicted model, not a curated record.
AUGAGUACCGCUGCUACUGCGGAGAUGCUGCCACGCUUUCUCCUGCCGCGCCUGAGCUGGCAGCCCGCGGGUCUCGCCGCUGCGGCUGUCCCGUUGCUGGCCACCCAGCAGUCCCGCGCGCCGCGACGACCGCGGCUCUCCCCUGCGGCCAACGGCAACCAUAGCCCGAUCCUAUCGCGCGCCUUUCACGCCACGGCGCCGCGGGCGCGCGACCACCACUUUGACACGCUCAAGUUUGUUAAGCGGCUGCGCGACGAGGGCUUCACCGAGGAGCAGUCGGUGGCCAUGAUGAAGGUCCUGAGCGACGUGAUUGAGGAGAGCAUCCAGAACCUCACCCGGACCAUGGUCCUCCGUGAGGACUCGGCCAAGGCCACGUACACGCAAAAGGUCGACUUUGCUAAGCUCCGCUCCGAGCUGCUGUCGGCCGACAGCACCGAGACCAACACGACGCGCGGCGCGCACGAGCGCCUCGCCAACGACAUCGCCAAGCUCGGCAGCCGCCUGCGCGACGAGGUCGCCCGCACCCAGGCCAGCGUCCGCCUCGACCUUAACCUGGAAAAGGGCCGCAUCCGCGAAGAGGCCCUGAGCCAGGAGCUCAAGAUCAGGGAGACGGAGACCAAGAUUGAGCAGGAGGUCGCGGCCCUGCGCGAGAAGCUCGAGCAGGUCAAGUUUCAGACCCUCCAGUGGCUGAUGGGCGUCUGCACCGGCUUCGCCGCCGUCCUGCUCGAUAUGGCUACUGAAAAGGCAAGAUUCCUUCUUCUGGGAAGCCUCGAGCUCGCUCACGAUGCCUUGGCCUCGGUCGCCCAAAUCGGCGGCAUGAUCCAGCCCACGGCGACCAACCGGGCCGAGUUCCUCACCGAGUGCCAAUCCGAGGCCUUUUCCGGCAUUGAGGCCAUCUUCCGGACCUACGGCUCCGCGCGCAUCACCGGGCUCUUUGACGAGGAGCUCGUGUCCGCGCUGCCCAAGAGCUGCCGCUUCGUCUGCCAUAAAGGCGCCGGCUAUGACCAGAUCGACGUCGCCGCGUGCCGCGCGCACAACAUUCGCGUCUCCAACACGCCCACGGCCGUCGACGACGCCACCGCCGACAUCACGCUGUUCCUGCUCCUCGGCGCGCUGCGCAACCUCAACGCGGGAAUGCAGGCGCUCCGCGCGGGCACCUUUCGCGGCCGCCCCGACAGCCUCCCCGCGCUCGGGCACGACCCGCAGGGCAAGGUCCUCGGCAUCCUCGGCAUGGGCGGCAUCGGGCGCAACGUGGCGGCCAAGGCGCGCGUCUUUGGCAUGCGCGUCCGCUACCACAACCGCCGGCGGCUCGCCCCGGCCGAGGAGGACGGCGCCGAGUACGUCGACUUCGCGACGCUGCUGGCCGAGAGCGACGUUCUCAGCCUGAACCUUCCGCUGAAUCCAAACACGCGACACAUCAUCUCGACCAAGGAGUUUGGCAUGAUGAAGCGCGGCAUCGUCGUCGUCAACACGGCCCGCGGCGCCGUCAUGGACGAGGCCGCGCUGGUAGAGGCGCUGGACGCGGGCAUUGUGUCCAGCGCGGGGCUCGACGUGUUUGAAAAGGAGCCCGAGGUGCAUCCCGGCCUGGUGGCCAACGACAGGGUCAUGCUGGUGCCGCACAUGGGCACCUGGACCGAGGAGACGGAGACCAAGAUGGAGGAGUGGGCGCUGGACAAUGUGCGGCUCGCGCUGCAAGAGGGGCGGUUGAAGAGCAUUGUGCCGGAGCAAAAGGAUAUGCAAUAG